GGGUUAUUUUAGUUUGAAAUUUGAAAAUAUUUUUGACUUUUGAGAACUUUCGCUUUUGGAAUGAUGUUGUGAACGAUGUUUUACUUUGUAUUGAAAAGGUUUUUAAUUAUUUUGAAUAAUGGAUGAGGAGGAUAGUCAAACGAGAAAAGGCGGGCCGACAUUUGAGCCACCAGUUUAUAGGCAACGUUAUGAUUUUGUUGAAAAUAUUGUAUGUGAAUUUGGCGCGAAGAAGGUAUGCAUCAACAUUCCUAUACACGUGCUCGUAAAAAAAGCAGAGAUGUUUGCUUGCAUUGAACUCAAGAUAACAUUUUAAAAAUAUGUUUCUAUGUUUUUUCAAAUAUUUUUGCUUGGCCAUGGUCUUUCAUAAAUUUAAAGACCUGAUUCCUAAUAAUAUUAUAAAGUAAGAUAAAGUAACAAUGUUCUAUGGCUGACCUUUUAUUUUAGUAAAUUUAAGGAAAUUUCCUGAAGCUUGGAUGAGAGUAAAUUGUUUCCUUCAUGUUCAGUUUCAAGAUUUGCAUAUGUUAGUAUCCCAUUGAGUGCCAUUGUUAUCCCCUUGAUUUGGUAUUGUUUUCAUUUUUCAAUUCAUGGCAACUAUAAAAUAAUAUAAAGCCAUUGGAAUUGAGGUAUCGAUUUACUGUCACCCGCCCACAAGGGUUAUCAGGACAGGAGCUGUGUGAAAUUUUAUUUUAUUAUACGUUCGAAACGUACCUACGAUGGACUGUAGAGUUUGCUAAAUGCAGAAGAAUCGUCAAACAUUUUCUGAAGUCAAAAUUUGUUGAAUUUUCAGACAAAAUUUGUCAAAUUUGACACCUUUAAAAUAAUGAAUUAUGAAAAAAAGCUGUAUACACCCUUUUCAUAAAUGGCUGCCGAUUAAAAAUUCUUUUAUGUGCAUAUAAAUUGGCCCAACUACCCUCGUACUCAUGUUAAGAUUUCAAAGGAAUGUCUACCUAGAAACGUUGGGCCAAUUUAUAUGCACAUAAAAGAAUUUUUAAGCAGCCAUUUAUGAAAAGGGUGUAUUAACUUUUGAAAAUUUAGGUGACUGUAAACUUAAAUACCAUAUUUUCUGUUUGGAUAUCAAGUUAAUUAAGAAAUGCUGGUAUCCAUAGUGAAAUGCAGGACAAAUUCUAAUUUCAAACCCUGUUCUAUUUCAGGUUAUUGACUUUGGUUGUUCCGAAGGAAAAUUGAUCAGCCAGCUUAAGAGAGUGGAUUGUGUAGAAGAAUUGGUAGGAAUUGAUAUAGACCAUGAAACUCUUGAAUUCAACAAGAGAAGAACAAGACCUUUCUCGGCUGACUAUCUGGAUCCACGAUCAAAACCCUUGACAGUCAGUUUGUUUCAAGGUAAAGUACACACAGUACAUGCAUGUUCUCUUGGCUAUGGUAUCAAAAUCGAAGUGUUAUUCCAAUGUGUGCAAGCACUCUUCCCUUGAUGGCUAUUAAUUGCCACACUAUUUUACUUGAGGUUUGCCAACAGAUGAUACUCAAGGGAAGAAGACUUGUUAAAUCACUAAAAAUUCUAUCUAAUUUAGGAUCAAUUGCAGAGUGUGAUGAAAGAUUUGUCAAUUUUGAUGUCAUAGCAUGUGUUGAGAUGUGAGUUGAAACUGAAUAUAUUGAUAUUUGAAAUUAUUGAAUAAUUAAGAUCGCAAAAAAUAUGGUUCCUUAAGGUUGUUUUCCACUAGGCAGAAUUUUCCACGCAGUGCAGAAUUUCUCUUUGCCUUGUGAUUUCUUGGGUGGAACUAAUUGGACAAGACAAAGAGAAAUUCCGCUCCGUGCGGAAAAUUCCGCCUAGUGGAAAAUUGCCUUCAAGAUUGUAAAAUUUAAUAUACUGUCUCAAUAUUUGUAAAUCAAUUGAAAUUCUGUUGAUACAGGAAAGUUCUAGAUGGAAUUGGCAUAAUGAUGCAUCAUUGCAAACUGCAUUUCAAAAUGCCAGUUAAUUUAUACAGUCAAGUAGAAUAACCUUUUUUAUUUUUUUUAGCAUAGAACACCUUCAUCCACCAAUUCUGAAUGCAAUGCCAGGUGUUAUAUUUGGUUGUCUUCAACCCAAAGUUGUUGUGGUUACAACUCCCAAUUGUGAGUUCAAUGUUCUUUUCCCUGAUCUGAAAAGAUUUCGACAUUAUGAUCACAAAUUUGAGUGGACCAGAGCAGAAUUUCAAUCCUGGUGAGUGUCUAAACAUACUUGUAGAAUGUUAAUAAAUUAUGAUUCGAAUAUAAUGCAGCAUUUGUUAUCAAUGGUAUACUAGCUGCAAUAUGUAGUUUCUUUACAUUAAAUGUGUAAUUUUGGACUAAAAUUUAUCUUUAGUUAUUGACUGCUUUAGGCAUGAUGGAUAAGUCUUUUACAUUUAGAAAGCAUAUACUUAGAAAAUUUAAAUUCCUUUGAAUUGUCAUUAAAUUCUUAUUGGAAUUCCGAUUGGGAAUUAAUGGCCCUAUAUUUCAAAUAAAAUUUCAUAUUGGAAUUCCAAUUGGAAUUAGAAGUAUGUAAAUUGGUAAAUUAUCUCAAUUUUCAGGAGUUUGAUGGUGUCUUCAAAAUAUGGUUAUUCAGUCACUUUCUCUGGUGUUGGUGAAGGACCAAGUGGAACUGAGCAAUUAGGACAUUGUUCUCAAAUUGCUGUUUUUGUGAAAAAUCAAGACCAAAAUGGUAGGUAAUUGAAUGUACAGUAUAGUAUUAUUAGUAUGCCUAGUUGUUAACACAAGAAGGAUUUUAAAUUUUCAUUGUGUUGUAAUGUUUUACCCUUUCAAAUAAUAGCUAAGUUAAUGUCUAUAUUUCUACAAAAAAGAGGUCCGAGUAAGGAGUGAAUCUGGGUCUCCCAGCUUGAAAGGCAAGCAUGGUCACCACAACACCACAAGUGUUGGUAAUUAAAGUACAGUGCUUUGUAUUGUAAUAAUCAAAAGAAUGAAAAGAUUUGUUUUAACUAUAGAGAAUCGACAUGAAAUACCUCAAGGGCAAACCCCUUAUGAUAAGGUGAGACAAGAACUUGAUACAAAAUAAAUAAGGUGAAAAGAAAGUUAAAAUAAGGUAAGAGACUAGGAAGAUUUAAAGAAGGAUAGAGGAAUAUGGUCGGAAAGUGAAGGUGAGUUGAAAAAGUGAGGGGUGAGGUUAAAUAAGUGGGGAUGGAGAAAAAGGGAAAUGCAUGAAGGUAAAAAUGAUUGGAUGAUGCACGUAGGAAACCGAAGCUUGAGUUACAAAAAGAAAGUUACUUUAAUCAUGACUAAAUCAUUUUCUGGCCUACAAUUAUUUUCAAAAAAUGUAGGCCAUGAUGUUACUGUAGUUGUGAGGUACAAAUCCCAAAUUUGACCUACAAAAAGUUUAUCUAAUCAUUUAAAUGAUACGCUGCUGAAAAUUAAUGUUUACUGACUGAAAAAGUGACCUACAAAUUUUUCCGUGAAAUCGUCGGCUGCUCGAUUUUUGGCCUACAAAACUGCUUUCUCAUGUGACAAUUUGUCAUGCAUUAAUCCCGUUAUGACAAAGAAAACUAAAAAUGUGUUAUUUUUGAAAACCGUCGAUUAUGUAAAUCGUUUCUUUGUUCAAAUAUUGGAAUGCAAUAGCCAGAUCACGAGUCGUACGCGUGAAUAUCCUGAACAUGAUUACUCUAUCACCAGGUAAUAUCCUGUGUACACCCGUAUAAAAAAGAACGAAGUUUAGAGGAGCUACUGACAGAAGAAUUGGAAUACUACACAUUGUUCUUAGCUGAUGAUUAUAAGACGGAAGAACAUUCUCGUUGUUCUGAGAUUCCUUUGGAAAGUUUUUUUCAGUUUCCAAGGGUUUCAAAACUAACCAACGACAUUGAAGUGUUGAGGUAAGUUCACAUGAAAUUUUACUAUUCUUAAUAGUCAUGAUGAGUUCAUUGUAUUUGCUGUAUGCUACUAUAGGGUAUAGUGAUUAGGCUCCUUCCGUUGAAUAGCGAAUUCCAGGGUUCGUACAGAACUUGAAAGUCGUUGAAUGUUCUUGAGUUUGAAAACAAAAAUUCAAGGCCUUGAAUGUCCUUACAUUUUUCUCGCUUUAGUUUUUGGAUAUUUUCUGAAAUUGUUUGACAUUCAAAACGGACAUUUUUUUGCAUGUUCAUAUCUGACAAAGCUGUUUGAAACUCAUUAAAGUUUACGUCAGAUUUUACUGACUGUAACAACUUUUCUUCAGUAUUUAGUCCUUGAAUCUGCUGAUACAUAGCCUUGAAUGUCCUUGAAUUUGAGUCUACCUUACAUGUACGAACCCUGGGAUUCCCUGCCCUGAAUUGUGGUUUGUAGAGUCAUGUCUCACUGUUUGUGAACGCUGACCCACAUGAAUCUAUAUCCUGGGGCGCUUUCCAUUUAAUGGCCUGACCGGUCAGACCCGAAUUCGUUUCUCUGCAUCAAUGGAAAGAUCUGGGGCCGCGGUUGUAUAAAACUCUUAUUAAAUAAUCACUUUUUUAAUCACUAUUUUGUAGUUAAAUAGUGAUUAACUCUCGCUUCUUAUUGGAUGACAUUUGCACUUAACAUCAUACUGUAGUUAACUUUAGUCACUUUUUAUACAACCGGCCCCUGGUCUAUGUUUCUCAAAUAUCCAGCGAAAAUGGACCUCAUUCUAAUGUUAUCUAAAUUUUCCGGUCAGAUAGGUCCGAUGCGCAAAUAUUUUUGUGUUCCAUUCAACAAUUUGGUCAUUCUGGCCGUGUUAAUGGAAAGCGCCGCUGGAUUGUGUUAUGUUACAGUAUAUAAUAAUAUUGCGGACAAAGCGAAGUUAAAAUAAAUGUAAACAUUUCGUGUUUCAUCGGUUUUCAGAUCGGUUAUACAAGCUAGUCCUAAACUCGAACUUAACGAUACACAGACCGCUGUGAAGUACACACGGGCUGAAAAUGAAUGGCCUAGUGACGACGAGGACGAUGGGGAACAUAACGGGACAAAAUGGGACUCUGAAGGUGUUGGCAACAAUUAUAUCCAAUAUUAUAAACUGGAUUGCCUUCCUGCCGGGGAUGAAUGUUGGGAUAUUGAGAUGGAGGGUGAGCAGGAGGAUAAAGGGAGUGAACAGGAUAAUUGGACGAGUUGGAGAGGAACAAAUGUACCUGAUGAUUGUGAGCAUGAAAGGACAGAAGAGGAUACUUUUGCUGAUCGUGAUUACACAUGGUGAAUAUUUUAAAGGGAUAAUUUAAACAGUCGUGGUAAUUACAAAUUACACCAUUAGCCAUUUCAAACUAGACUUUUACUCAUAAAAGCUUUAUUUGGCGUUUCAUAUUAGCAAUUCGGUUGAAGAAAUUCUUUAAAUUUGUAUAUAAUGUUUUGAACAACGAAAUGUAUUUAACAAAUACUUUUUAUCUUGUAAUUGUUUUGUUGUGUAGGAAACGCCACGUUUAUGUACAUUUAUUCAAAAUAUAUCGGUUGCUCAUACUCCAAGAAAGUCCCUAUAACUUUACAUCACUAAUGAUAUUAUAUAUUUACAAACAUUUAGCACACAUAUAUAAAACUUAAUAUUAGCGACGGAUAGGAAGGUUGUAUGUUAUCGAUUUGCUAUGAUAUAUGCUAAGUUAAUUAAGUGUGUUUUAAACGAAUACAGAGUACAACUUGUCUUGAUCUCGGUGGGUAAACUGUUCCAACGUUUUACUGAUCUAAUAUAGUAAGAGUUUUUGAAGUAAUCUUGAUUAUGUUUGAUGAUAAGGUGGAAGUCAUUUGUAAUACAUCAAAGUUUCCACUUAAAAAAAGUCUCUACUUACUGUUUUCAUUUUUAUACUGAAGUAAAGUCUAUCUGGUUUAUAUAUAUAUAUAUAUAUCAAUAUAUGUAUAUGUUAUCAACAGAUCGACCUGAGUUCACUUCUGUUGCAUUAUUACGUUCGUGUUUACCUUGAAGUGUUAUUAAUUGUUCAUUUAACCUUCUUACUUUCGAAGAAUUUGAUGAACGUUUCGGCGUAGGUUCUCAUUUCGACAAAUUCGCACAUUUUUGCCAAACUUUCUGCUUCUCUGCUGUAGUUCACAGCGUGUCUCAGUUGGUCCGCCUGUCGAGAUGGAUCGUCGUUACCCAGCCUGUAAGACAAACAGGCUUGUGCGAAAAGAUUCUGAAUAUUUCGGAACUUGCUAAGUGGGUUACCUUUAAGGACGAUUUUUUGUGUUUCCAGUAAAUAUUCCUUCGCCUUUUCGAUAUUUAUGAGCGUGUCGGAAUCGGGUAGCAUAUCGCCGGAGAGGGAGCAACCCAAGGAAAGCAAGGCUUUGUUGAUAUAAACCUUUUGUUGAUAUUCUGCUUUUGUGGUACUUUUGUGAAUUUGAUUCAAGUGACUACUUGCGGUGUCGUAACUUUUUUCCGCCUUGCUUAUUAAAGAAAGCUGGUCCGUGCGAUCCUUUGUUUUCAUUGCCAGAAUGUUCUCCAGUGUAGCAAUUUGAACAUAAAACGCUGCGGAUAUGAUGCAAAAUGAAAGUUUUUCUAAAUCAUCCAAACUUUUCUUUGCAAUUUUGUGGCUUUCUUGGUAGUUUCCUUUGCAACGUUCCAUAAUGGAGUAAAGAUAUUGUUCCAUUACUUUGAAACGCGUUUGGUUGGUACUGGAAGGUAGGGUCGUCGUAUAUACAUUAAGAUGUUCUUCAGCCUGGACAUAUUUGCCUUUUCUUAGGUGGAAGCUAACAUAUUUCGACAGACAAGUUAAUUUCACGUCGCUGACUUUGUAGUUUUCCUGGGCUGUUUUGCUCGCUGCGUGGAGUUCAUCUCCGUCGCAAUUGUUGUUCAGAAGACUCGUCAGUUCCUCGUAUACUAAGUCGGACGGGGCAUUGGCACAACGUGCACCUAUAUUACGAAAUGGAUAAUUCAAAGUAUUCACGAAUU
Paramuricea clavata is the source of this 6766-nucleotide messenger RNA. The record is from the annotation of a GenBank genome assembly. NCBI's taxonomy places the organism in Eukaryota, Metazoa, Cnidaria, Anthozoa, Malacalcyonacea, Plexauridae.